UCACCGCUGGAACGUCGUGCAGGUCGUUUAUGCCGCGUGUAUCAAGCCUCAAAGUCCCCGUAGUAAGAGGUCUCUCCAGUAGAUACUGUCCGUUCGUGUGAACAUGCGUUCGAAUUGCGUCAUAGCUAUUUGAAGAAUUCCCGACGACCGCUGGCCGAUAGCGCAACAAACGCCAAAAGGUUUUCGAUGUCGAAACAAGCUAAUGUAAUGUAAUGACCUGGACCUGCGCCGGAACAGAAGAGACACGAUAACCGAACCGCGGUGCGACGGAAGCCGCUCCGGAAGGGAAGUUGCGAGCGAGGGGUCGCUGUAAAAAUAGUCUUUACAGGUGGUGUGUGCAGCACACAUAGAUACACCUGAGCGAGAGCCAGGAAGCAAACGGAACGAGUGAAACUCGGUUGAGAAAGGGACUGUCUCGUAUCGUAUCGGAUCGGAUCGGAGAGAGAUUGUACAAAAUCCACGGAGAAAACACCAAGAAGAAAUAGAAGCACCAAGCACUGCAAGCUUGCAGUUUUCAGUGUGUAGUAAUUGCGAUGUUUUGCUGCAGACUCGGUCAGCGUUGAAUAGUUGCUGCUGCUGGUGCAGUCAUUAGAUCGCCGAGCUCGUUUAUGAAUGAUUUUGUAACUCCUGCCAGUGAAGUGCAUCUGAAUCGUUGGUUGAGCUGCUCGGUGAGGUUCGUCACCUGUAUUGGACACGGUUGGUCAAGUGCGCGCACGCGAGCUUAACUCAUCUUCGUCGCGAGAUGCUCUUUUGGAUGAUGAUUUGCCGACAUUCCAAAUAAUGCUGCUUAGAUCAUGUGAAUUGAUUUGUAACGCAGGGUGUAAGAUUGGAGCGCAAGUGGAAGUGAAUUGAGAUAAGGUGUUGGACGUGGGGGGAUAGAGGAAAGGUGUAUGGGAGUGGACCGAACGACUGUUUUGUAAUCGAUUAGGCGAUCAGUGGUCUCUACUUGCAGCAGUGAGUGACGCCGGCAAUGUCGAUAUUUAUGUGAUUAGUGUUGCGGCAUUUUCUGAGUUGUGAUCUGUGGCGACAAAAAACUGGUGCAGUUUGCUACAAAAGCAUUAUCAACGUGCAUCGUUGGAUUUACUAGUUCUUCACCCGUCAAGUUAAGAAAAAUAAAUCGUCCAAAAUGCCUAAAUCGAUGAACGUGCGCGUCACGACGAUGGACGCCGAGCUGGAGUUCGCGAUACAGCAGAGCACCACCGGCAAGCAGCUGUUCGACCAGGUCGUCAAAACCAUCGGCCUGCGGGAGGUGUGGUUCUUCGGCCUCCAGUACACAGACUCCAAGGGUGACCUGACGUGGAUCAAACUGUACAAAAAGACAGGAUCGAUGCCUUUUUCCCGAUGGGUCAUGAGCCAGGACGUCCAGAAGGGUGACCCACUGCAGUUCAAGUUCCGUGCCAAAUUCUACCCGGAGGACGUGGCCGAGGAGCUCAUCCAGGACAUCACGCUGCGGCUGUUCUACCUGCAGGUCAAGAACGCGAUCCUCUCCGACGAAAUCUACUGCCCGCCGGAAACGUCGGUCCUGCUGGCCUCGUACGCCGUCCAAGCCCGCCACGGCGACUACAACAAAACGACACAUGUGCCUGGAUUCCUGGUGAACGAUCGGCUUCUGCCACAGCGCGUCAUCGAUCAGCACAAGAUGUCCAAGGACGAGUGGGAGAACUCGAUCACCACCUGGUGGCAGGAGCACCGCGGAAUGCUCCGCGAGGACGCCAUGAUGGAGUACCUCAAGAUCGCACAAGAUCUGGAAAUGUACGGCGUGAACUACUUCGAGAUUCGCAACAAGAAGGGCACCGAGCUGUGGCUCGGCGUCGACGCCCUCGGACUCAACAUCUACGAGAAGGACGAUCGCCUCACUCCCAAGAUCGGGUUCCCCUGGUCAGAAAUCCGGAACAUCUCGUUCAACGAUCGCAAGUUCAUCAUCAAGCCCAUCGACAAGAAGGCACCGGACUUUGUCUUCUUCGCUCCUCGCGUCCGCAUCAACAAGCGAAUCCUGGCGCUGUGCAUGGGCAACCACGAGCUGUACAUGCGCCGCCGCAAGCCGGAUACGAUCGAUGUGCAGCAGAUGAAGGCUCAGGCCCGGGAAGAGAAGAACGCCAAGCAGCAGGAGCGCGAGAAGCUGCAGCUGGCCCUGGCCGCUCGGGAACGGGCCGAGAAGAAACAGCAGGAGUACGAAGAUCGCCUCCGAACGAUGCAGGAGGAGAUGGAACGCUCGCAAGCGAACCUGAUCGAAGCACAGGAGAUGAUCCGCCGUCUGGAGGACCAACUGAAGCAGCUGCAGUUCGCCAAGGACGAGCUGGAAGCCCGCCAGAACGAACUACAGGUCAUGAUCAAGCGUCUGGAGGAAUCGAAGAACAUGGAGGUGGCCGAACGUCAGAAGCUCGAGGACGAAAUUCGCGCAAAGCAGGAAGAGGUGCAGAAGAUCCAGGAGGAAGUCUCGGUCAAGGACACCGAAACCAAGCGCCUGCAAGAGGAGGUUGAAGAGGCCAGACGGAAACAGGUAAAGCGUAAAAACGAAGCGGCGGCGGCUCUGCUGGCAGCCACGACCACCCCCAAUCACCACCACGUCGACGAAGAGGAGGAGGACAACGAGGAGGAGCUGACGAACGGUGCCGAGAACGGAACCUCGCGGGACUACUCGAAGGACUUCGACACCGACGAGCACAUCAAGGACCCGGUCGAGGAACGACGCACCCUGGCCGAACGCAACGAGCGCCUGCACGACCAGCUUAAGGCCCUCAAGCAAGACCUGGCCCUGUCGCGGGAUGACACCAUGGAGACGGCGAACGACAAGAUCCACCGCGAGAACGUCCGCCAGGGCCGCGACAAGUACAAGACCCUGCGCGAGAUCCGCAAGGGCAACACCAAGCGCCGCGUGGACCAGUUCGAGAACAUGUAAAACAACAGCUUGCUUGCUUGCUCCUCGCCAACGCGAUCCCAGAUCUUCUUCGGUUUGUUCUUUUCUUUCGAGAUCAUCGUCGGUGGGGACGUUAGUGCUUCUGUUUGGGGACGACUUUCUCCUUCCGAUUUCGGUUUCGGGGGUGCGUUCCAGAAGCAUAUAACAUUUAUAUAGUAUAUAUUGUGUAAGGUUAAAAAGAGAACGAGGAGAAGGGGGGAUAGCGGAAGGAUUGCCGCUUCUUUUUCUAGUAGUAGUUAUAUUAGUAAUAGUGGUAAAGUGUAGGAAAGUGCGGAAGCGAGAAAGUGCGCGCGCGUGCAUGGGGCCCUUCAGGGGCCGGUCCAGGGAACUACAAUACACACACACAUACAGACAGACAGACAUGAUGAAAUAAAGUUUAGCAAUGUACUUUACCAUUUACGCAAACACACACACACUAUUAUCAUUAAUAAUUGUCUCGGAGUUAGGAUUUUUAUGCUAACUAACUUCCGCUAACUUGACCGCUGGUUUCUGGUUCUGGCAAGCACACACUCACACAUACUUAAAUAGUUGCACUCGUGCACACACACACUCACACAUAGGGACGAGCAAAUGGCGGGACUGGACGCAGCAAUGAUACAGAUAUCAGGAGAAUUCAUUUGUAGUAGAGCAUAGGUGUGUGUGGACGAGAGUGUGAUUGGGUAGUAUUUGUAAUUUCGGUACAUUUGUAGUAUUGACUAUCUUCCAGUAUGGAUUUGGAGAUGGGAGUUUAUUUUUCGAAGGAGUCAGACUCUUUGCGUAGUUCUUUUCAUUUUUGUAACUGUACCUUCACUGAGAAAAAAGUAUUUAAGCAGCAAAGUUGCAUUUUCGUCUGCUUCUGGUUUCGGAAGUUUGUUUCCUCCUUCAUUCCUCUCGUAGUAUUUCCUUCGUUUUGCGGACAGUGUGUCCAAAGUAAUUCGCCGAUAUAACUUAAUAUAACAGCAAGAAGCAUAUAAGUUACACAAGUAGGAACAAGAAGUUGAGAAUAAGUUGAACAUUGUUAUUACUGCAUUAUUGUAUAGUAGGAAGAAGACAACUAACUAAAUAGAAUGAAAGAGAAAGGAAAAACAGAACUUUACCAGAGUUUCGACCUGUUCAAGUGUGGGUGCCUUGCAUCGCGGAGUAUGAGGGAGAAGACAGAUCGCUACUUCCAAUAUGCGGUGUUCCCCCUCAUACAGAUGCUUCUGAGAAACGAAAAGCGCAGCUAAUACAUUCAAUCCGGAUUUGCUGCGAUUCGCGACACUGACUAACUGUUAGAUAAAACAGUGUCCUAACGCAGAACAGACAACAUCAUAUACACACACCCGUUCGUACAGAAAUGGCGGAGAUCGCAUGUAAUUGUUAUUAAGUUUAAUCAACUUACUCGUAGGGAUUGAAACUAGGUUUAGUUUUAGAAAGAGAGUAAAAUACGGAAACCCCUAAAACAUACGUUGUUAAUUCUAAUAUUUAGGAAAACAGUCCAAUCUAUUAGAACUAUUUCAACAUACAGACACAGACAACUCUCAAACCAUAGAUCAACCAUGUUUCUCUGGAUUUGUGAUCAAUUUCAUUGCAGUUAACACGUUUUCAAAACGCGCACGUCCAGAGCAAUCGCAAACAAAAAACGAAAUCCUUCCAUUCAAUUAAAACGAAAAAGCAACUGAUGAAUAAGCCCUAAAAAAACGUUAUUAAAUUUUCCUCUUCUGUAAAAAAUAUGAUUUUUUGAACUCGCGUGGCAAUCGAAAAACAAUUCGGGAAACGAGUCGUGGUGUACGCCACACAAAUACACAUACACACGCGCGCAUGUAAUAAUUUCUAUCUGCCAUUAUUUUACGUUUUUAUUUUAUUAUUUUUGUUUAAAUUAUUUUUAAUUAAUUGGAUUAAUUGAAAAAAUAUCAACAUGUAAGCGAAACAAAAAAAAAACACACAUACACAUACAAACACUUUUUUGAUUUAUGCAACACAAAUACACAGACACAUAAAAAUACGGAAAUUGCGUCGGAAAGAGAGUGUAAUUAUGAGAGAAUAAAAAAUGAAACACUAGAACACUUAGACACAUACACAAAAAAAACGAGAAAUGCAAAGAAGAAAAAAUACAACAAUCGAUACAUAUAAUAGUGAAGAGAAACAAACAAAAAAAAACGGGAGAAAUGCGAAGACCAUCUCUUCAAUCACUCGACACACAGAGAAAGGGAAGUGGAGAAGUGGGUGAUGGUCAUUCAAACAAAAAAGGUGGGGCUGAAUUUUUUUCCAAAGAUUUUUUUUCUCUUUUUGAUUGCGCGGCGCAAUGCUCUUGCUUCUGUUUGUCCAAAAAAUGUCAGUAUUUUUUUUUUGCUUUCUUUCUGUAGUUUCCAGAUCAGUUGAGUUCCGUUGUGUCCUACGUUCUACUUGAUUUUACUUUAUAUAUAUGAUUGUAUCUAUUCUGUAUUUGGUGGUAAAAUCUUUGAUAAAAAUUCACGCCAUAUAAUGUAA
This is a messenger RNA of Aedes aegypti (yellow fever mosquito), 5365 nucleotides long. RefSeq names its product moesin/ezrin/radixin homolog 1 (gene Moe). Gene Ontology annotation, molecular function: cell adhesion molecule binding; actin binding. Bases 1127 to 2899 code for a protein of 590 amino acids. NCBI's taxonomy places the organism in Eukaryota, Metazoa, Arthropoda, Insecta, Diptera, Culicidae. Gene Ontology annotation, biological process: positive regulation of protein localization to early endosome; regulation of cell shape; regulation of organelle assembly. The record is from RefSeq and is a predicted model, not a curated record. The transcript has 9 exons. Gene Ontology annotation, cellular component: cytoskeleton; filopodium; microvillus.